This is a messenger RNA of Trematomus bernacchii (emerald rockcod), 1098 nucleotides long. RefSeq names its product SET domain containing 9 (gene setd9). Gene Ontology annotation, molecular function: protein binding. The transcript has a single exon. The record is from RefSeq and is a predicted model, not a curated record. NCBI's taxonomy places the organism in Eukaryota, Metazoa, Chordata, Actinopteri, Perciformes, Nototheniidae. Bases 49 to 891 code for a protein of 280 amino acids.
AGCUCCUUCCUCUUACCUAUGUGUGCGGAAUAUCAGACGUCUAUCUGAAUGUUAAGGCGUGCUUUAAACAGAGUUCAGGACAACUGGAAAUCGUACAGACAUCGGUUUGUACCUUGGGUUGUUCUGAACCUGUCUAAAAAUGAGAAAACUCUGCGGCAGGUGACGGACCGCUCUAAAGACAAGCUGGUCCCAGAUCAGGAAGUUUCAGAGAGCCUGCUGCAGCUCUUCAGUGUCCUGCUCAGGAGUCAUGGGGCUGACCAUGGGGAGCUUCGAGGGGCUCAAUCUCAUCUUCUCAGAAAGGAAACCACUAAACAACACCAGUGUGAAGAGGAGGCAAUGUUACGAUCGCUAGGAUUCUGCAUUGCACGGAAACCCAGCACUUUACCCUUUGCAGGAACUGGCGUGUUUGUCACCAAAGGAUGUAUAUCAAAAGGAGCUACAGUGGCCAUGUACCCUGGCACAGUCUAUCAAGUCUAUGAGCCAAUUCUCCUCCAGUCCAUCAGAAACCCAUUUGUAUUCAGGUGCAUUGAUGGGGUCCUGAUUGAUGGCAAUGACAAAGGCAUCUCCAAAGUGGUGUUCAAGUCCUGCAGUGGCCGGGACAGAAUGGGGCCCUUCUUGAUGAGUGACACCAGUUGGCUGACCUCCAGUUCACAAAACCCACUUGCUGUUGGACAGUAUGUGAACAACUGCUCCAACGAGUAUCCUGCUAACGUUUGCUACCAGGAGUUUGACGUGCCAGACAAAUUUCCCAUCAAGCUCCGCCAGUAUCUGCCUAAUGUCAACUACAGCACAGACUCACAGAGGCCCCUACGCUGUGUUGUCCUUGUGUCCCUCAGAGACAUCACAGCAGGGGAGGAACUAUUCUCCAACUACUACACCAUUGUGCGUUAGAGUCAGAGUACACUUACUGUACACUGUUCUGCUUUGGUGUUGGAAGUGAAGAAAACAUUUACAUUUUAAAAUGUUAUCAUUGCCUGGAGAAAAAAAACAUUUAUUAAAAUAUUUCUCUUUGUACUCUCAGCGUUACACUUGAAUACAUGCAAAACAUGUUUAUAUGGAUUUCUAUAACAUGCAAGAAAUAAAACUGCUCUUAUUUAA